UGUCUGAAAUCUCUGCUCUGUUUCUGUGCUUAUCUUUUUUAACAUUUUCAUGAAAUCAGAUAUUGUUUAGAUAUUUAGUGAAUUCUGAUUAGUUUCUAUCCUGUUAUAUUAAAUGAUACGGCCUGUCCGGAGCAGUGUUGUUUAAAUCGAUAAGAAUAUAAAACCAAUUUGGGGCGGAUGGCUCAAACAAACCAGUGAAUUUAUUGAACCACAAAUACUUCAUCAUGGCUAUGUCCAAGGGUUUUAAAGUCUUGGAGAAAUCGUCUCCACCAAAUCCCUAUAGCAUAAUACUGCAACAUCGAAAUAAGGACAAUUCCCUGCUCUUCGAAUCGCAAGCUGUUGUGUCGUUGUCGCCUCAAGAAACUGAAACACUAAGGAAACAGUAUCACAAAAUCGCUGACGCCUACGGUUGUCUGGGUGUUUUGCAACUAAAUUCUGGGGAAAGCUGUUUGCUGUACCUGGUGCUGGUCACAGGAUGCUGUUCCGUCGGCAAGGUCGGCGACAUAGAGGUCUUCAAGAUCACCCAAACUCAAUUUCUCCCUUUAUUUUAUCAGUCUCAAGGAGAAGACAAAGUUGGUGAGGUAAGGAAGCUAUUGAAUUCUGGUACAUUUUACUUCUCUUGGAACAGUGGCAAGGCUAAUGAUAACCUCUUUGAUUUGACUUUGUGUUCUCAAAGAAAGAGCAAAGGUGCGAUACCUGACAACAGAUUCUUUUGGAAUAGAACUCUGUUUAUACAUUUAAUAAGAUUUGGAAUUGAUUGUGAAGAUUGGCUCACGAGGGCUAUGUGUGGCUCGGUUGAAAUACGCACAAUUUAUGUUGGGCACCGACAAGCUAGAGCUGUGCUAGUGUCUAGGUUGAGCUGCGAAAGAGCUGGCACUCGAUUCAAUGUCAGAGGCUGUAAUGAUGAUGGUAAUGUUGCCAAUUUUGUUGAGACAGAGCAAGCUAUCUAUAUUGAUGAUUCCGUCUCAUCUUACAUACAAACCAGAGGCUCUGUGCCUCUAUUUUGGGAACAGCCUGGGAUACAAGUUGGAUCUCACAAAGUAAAAAUGUCCAGAGGUUAUGACGCAUCAACAAGUGCCUGCGACAGACACUUCUCCCAAUUAAAACGUAACUACGGCACUGUAAUUGUUGUCAAUUUACUUGGCUCCAGUUUGAUUGGAGGCAGUGAAGGUGAGGCGACUCUUAGCAAUGCGUUCCAGAAACAUCUCAAUGAAUCUGCGCACUCUGAUGUCACUCAGAUAAUAUUUGACUACCACCAAGAAGUAAGAGCCUCUCAUAUAGAAAACACAUUGAGCAAAUUCAAAAAAAUUGUGGAGAAAUACUAUGAUGAAAUUGGUAUCUUCAGUGCUAAGGGUCCGGACAUUUACAAUAUACAGAAAGGAGUGCUGAGAACCAAUUGCUUGGACUGCUUGGACAGAACAAAUUCUAUUCAGACAUUCAUAGGCAUUGAAAUGCUGGCCAUCCAGUUGAUGCUGCUGCAAUGUAUUGACAAAAAACAGAAUGUAACCAGAUUUGAAGAGAUUUUCAAACAAAUGUGGGUAAAUAACGGAAAUGAAAUUUCUAAAAUUUAUGCCGGUACUGGUGCUAUACAAGGAGGCUCCAAGCUUAUAGAUGGCGCUCGAUCUGCCGCACGCACCAUACAAAAUAAUUUAUUGGAUAAUUCUAAGCAAGAAGCUAUUGAUAUAUUAUUGCUGGGCUCGACGUUAAAUUCAGAACUUGCUGAUAGAACAAGGAUAUUGUUACCCUCAAAUAUACUUCAUGCCUCAACACCAGUACUGAGAGAAAUGGUAAGAAGAUGCAAUGAGUACACUCAGCCAUCCAGCAUUCGUAUCACUAUAGGCACUUACAAUGUUAACGGAGGUAAACAUUUCAGGAGUUUGGCUUACAAGGAUGUGUCUUUGGCUGAUUGGUUGCUGGACUGUCCUGAUUCUUCUCUAGUAAACACUGUCAACUUGAAGGAACAUCCGUCAGAUAUCUUUGCUAUUGGCUUCGAGGAAAUAGUUGAUUUGAAUGCCAGUAAUAUCAUGGCUGCAAGUUCAGAUAAUGCCAAGGCGUGGAGUGAGGAACUAGAAAAGGUUUUAUGUCGAGAUGCCCCUUACACUCUGCUGUCGAGUCAUCAGCUUGUGGGUGUCUGCUUGUUUAUAUUUGUUAGAAAAGAUCUGAUUCCUCACAUUAGGGAUGUAGCUUUAGAUUCUGUGAAAACAGGUUUAGGGGGCACCACAGGUAACAAGGGAGCUGUGGGUAUCCGCAUGGUCAUUUACGGCACUUCCCUGUGUUUCGUGUGUGCUCAUUUCGCGGCCGGACAAAGCCAGGUUGCUGAGCGCAAUGCCGAUUACACUGAGAUAACACGUAAAAUUGCAUUCCCUAUGGGCCGAUCCCUAUACUGUCACGAUUACGUCUUUUGGUGUGGCGAUUUUAACUAUCGCAUUGAUCUAGACAAAGAUGAAGUGCGUUUGCUAGUUGCCCAGAACAACAUGCAAAGGCUGCUAGAACAAGACCAACUCAACCAACAGAAGGCUUUGGGGUUAGUUUUCAAAAACUGUUUCGAAGGAGAAAUCACUUUCCUGCCGACAUACAAAUACGAUCUCUUUAGUGAUGAUUAUGACACCAGCGAGAAGUGCCGGGCUCCGGCGUGGACCGACAGAGUUCUGUGGCGAAGUAGAAAGUGCACGAUCGAUCCUGAGAACACAUCGGAGUUGGCCACCGGGAAACUACUGCAUUAUGGCAGAGCGGAAUUGAAGCAGAGUGACCACAGGCCCGUUAUAGCCAUUCUAGAAAUCGAAGUACUACAAGUUAGUUACACCAAGUGUAUGGAAGUUUUUUAUGAAGUCGUUCAGGACCUCGGUCCUCCUGAUGCGAGCAUCCUCGUGCAGCCCGUCGAAGACAGGAGCGACAGUGAGGAGUCAGUCUUCGACGAUAAUGUCAUGGCGGCCGUGCUGCAAGAAUUGGCGACCAUAGGGGAAGUCACGCUCGUGCGAUUCGUAGACGAACAAACUCUGAGCAUUACAUUCAGAGAGGGACAAAACGCUCUGGUGGCGGCGCAAAUGGGCAAAUUGUCAGUCUGCUCUAUUCCUCUCGCUAUAACAUUAAAAUCUCCAAACUGGAUCGACAUAGUGCGUUCAGAAAUAGGCUUGUGUUCCAACAAUACGGUGCCGCUGUUCGGCGAGGUGCAGCAAGAGCGUCCGCUGAGAUCUGCGCCGCCGACGCCGCGACGGCAGCAGCCGGGCCGGCCGCCAGCGCCGUCUCCGACGCCGCUACUGCCGGCCCGAGCGCCCGCACCCGGCCCCGCGCGGCCUCCGCCUCCAAGGCCGGCUCCGUUGCCCCCGGACGCAGGCAAGAACGGCCAGCAACCGGGCCCGGCUUCCCCGCCGGCGGACGGCAUGCCGCCGCCCGCGUGCGCGCCCCCGCCGCCGCCGAGCAGCACGCCGCCGCCGGCCGCGCCGCCCCCUGUGCCGGCCCGACAGGGAGCCCCUCCCCCUUUGCCGGCGCGACCUCGACCGACUUCCUAAUGUCAUAACGGCAAAAUAUUCCCUCAUUCAUUUAUCGAACUGAAUUAUAUCAAAGGCAGCUUUGGCCUGCUAAUUUAUAUAAACUUACAUUGGUUCUUGAAGAUAUUAUACACGAAAUUGCAUUGUCUAAAAACGAAACAGCUUGUGUAGUGGUAAGUAGCGAAAGUAAGAUUUGCAGGCUUUUUCUGCUAGUUUAAGUAGUUAAUCUUGAAAAUAAGAUAAUAAAAUUAAUAUUUAGUGUUUCAUAUUGCAUUUUUGAGUAUUUUGUCCUGUAAUUUAAAAGAACAAGUAAUCAAGCAGUGAAUAUUUCAACAGAAUUAAAAUUAUGUAGUUAUUUAUUUACAAUGUAUUAAUAGUGUUUCUAUUCAUAAACCGUUGAAUAUUUCCACAAUAUCAGGUUAAGUAUUUUUUAAAUUGUUGCUAUAAUUCAAAUGAACAAGAAAUAAUAAUAAAAUUAAUUUCAAUUACAUAUAUUAAAAGAUAACUAUUUACUAUUUAUAUCCAAAGAUAUGUAUUUUCCGUGGCACAGAUAUUUAGAAAUAAAGAAACAUGAAUCUUGUUAGGGAUCUUAUGGGAUCCAAAUAAAUUAUGUUGAUAUGUUUAAAUCAUUGUACAAGCAAUAAUUUACCUAUGUUCCAAUAAUUAUUUUGCAAGUAAUCCUUGUACCUGUAUAAAUACAUCGUAAGUUAUUUAAGUUUGUCACGUACAUAAUCACGUCUACAUCCCUUGCGGGGUAGACACAGCCAACAGUCUUGAAAAGACUGAAUGGCCAUGUUUGUCACAAUAAAAUUGCAAUAUACAUUCUAAAUGUAAUUACAUCGAAAUUAUUUAUUAGUAAUCAUAGUGGAUUUCAUUCCUUAAUAGUUAUAUCAUUGAUUGUAUUCUGUUAAGUUGACUGAUAUAGAUAUACAUGCAUUACAUAUAUUAUUAAACUUAAUCGUCAAAUUCAGUGCUGCAUUUCUCCUUAUAUUUCUCUAUAAUGGCUGUGUUGUAUAUUUUGAAUGUAUUUUUUAUAAUUAAUUAACAUGAUUUCUCAUUUUUUUAAGCAAAUUCAUUAUGAUUAACAAUUUAUUUGUAUACCUAUGUACAGUAAGUAACAUAUCAAUCUGACCAUUCUGAAGCAAUUUUUGAUUGAGUGUCAGUUUAUAUGUUACUCAGUGUACCUACCUUGUAUCACUUUAAGUUAGGUGCAAGAAAAUAUUUAGUACUUUUUUUAUUCACCUUAAAACUAGUUUUUUUAUUUUUUAUACUAUAUAUAUUUUUUUAUAUUGGAUUUUUUUAUUGGUACUAAAUACUUUUACUGACUUUGUCAAUGUUCCUAAAGUACCUGAUUAUGUUUCAUAUAAUUAUUAUUUACAAAAUGCAAUGUCUUAUCAGGAUCGAACCAGUUUAUAAGCAUUACAUAGAAAUGAAAUAAAUAUUAGGGUCACUGUACACAUUCAGGCAUUGGGUCAUCGAGUGAAAGUACCUAAUAUCUUUGUAUCUACGGAGGAUACAAGUUGUACCUGCCAUAAAAAAAGCCAAAUCUAAGAUGGCGCAAUUAGUUGUUUGUAAAUAACAGUUGGUUCAUAUGGAUAAUGCGUUAAAAUCGUAAUCAUAAUAUAUUAUUAUCAUACAUUUCUUGUCAAACCAAAAGAAUAAUCUAUACUAAUAUUAUAAAGCUAAAGAGUUUGUUUGUUUGAACGUGCUAACCUCAGGAACUACUGGUUUGAAUUGAGAAAUUAUUUUUGUGUUAAUUAGACCAUUUAUCGAGGAAGACUUUAGGCUUUAUAACAUCACGCUGCAACUAUUAGGAGCGAAGAAAUAAUGGAAAAUGUGAAAAAAAGCGGGGGAAAUUAUUCAUCCCUAAGGCCACAGCUAGUUUUGUAUAAUGCUGGCCCAGCGCCUCGGAAAACUACAGCGACCUUUAUAUAUGUAGAUGUAAAAAUGCAUAUAAUCAUUCAGUAGGAUGUUUUGUUAUGGGUGUUCAUCGUUUAAAAUUAUAUUAUUGUCUGUGAAAUCUGUUGGAGCACCAUGUAUAGAUGGCCAGUGUUCUAUGUUAUUGCUAUAAAAUAUAGAAAUGUUU
Molecule: messenger RNA, 5574 nt
Organism: Amyelois transitella
Lineage: Eukaryota; Metazoa; Arthropoda; Insecta; Lepidoptera; Pyralidae
Gene: Synj
Product: synaptojanin-1
Exons: 1
Coding region: 225-3509 (1094 amino acids)
Biological process (GO): phosphatidylinositol dephosphorylation; synaptic vesicle endocytosis
Molecular function (GO): phosphatidylinositol-4,5-bisphosphate 5-phosphatase activity
Source: RefSeq, a predicted model, not a curated record